Gadus chalcogrammus (walleye pollock) is the source of this 3785-nucleotide messenger RNA. RefSeq names its product nuclear FMR1 interacting protein 2 (gene nufip2). Gene Ontology annotation, molecular function: RNA binding. The coding region runs from base 979 to 2553 and encodes 524 amino acids. The transcript has 4 exons. NCBI's taxonomy places the organism in Eukaryota, Metazoa, Chordata, Actinopteri, Gadiformes, Gadidae. Gene Ontology annotation, cellular component: nucleoplasm; cytoplasmic stress granule. The record is from RefSeq and is a predicted model, not a curated record.
GAAAACAUCCAGAAAAGUUAGCUAGCGCGUGAGCUAGCGCGGCCAGGGCUAACUGGCUGAACGACAGCUAGCCGCUAGCUUCAGCGAGCUAGCGGCUAGCAGGCGAAUGUCAACGAGUCGACUAACCUCCGCUAACUAGUUAACCUCAGUCAGCCGACCGCAUUUAGCACGCUGACUAGCUUAUGUCAACUAGUCGGUUCAUAGCCCGAUGUCAAUAAGACCACUAGCUAUAGCAGUUAACUAAGUAACCAGUUUAUGUAGCCGACUAGCCUCAUUCAGCUAACCUGCUAGCUUGCUAGUUCCAGCUAGCUGGUAGCAUUAGCAGUUAGCUCCGGCGUGGUUCGGGGGAUCGGGAGUGUUCUGCGAGCUACAAGUUGCAAGCGACUAACAAUUCGUCACUACGUAUUAAACCAGCGCUGUUAACUGGUUUAAACUGGUAGAAAGCCCCCCCCCCACCAGGAUCAGUCGUGUAAACGGAACCAGGUCCAGCGUCAGCGGGGAGCAGGGCUAGUGGUGUGGGUGCGGGUUAGGGUGACAGUUGGUUCUUUGACAGAUCGGGGAUUGACCUUCACCCAUACUCUUACUCCCGGUCCGCCGGGUAGUCCUACAACCCCCCCACCUUCCGCGGCCCCCUCUCCGGGCGGGACACCGGGUUCACAGUCCAACGGUGCCCCGCUGCAAUAGCGUCUAUAUUAAAAAUAGAGCCCGGAGUGGAUCGGGUUCGCGUCCACAUCGUCUGUGUCCAGUUUGGGAACGCGAGCCGGUUCCGAUGGAAUGUUCGCGGCUGCCGUUUCCGGUCGGCCAUGUUCCCAAUGCUAAUGCUAAAGCUAAAGAAGUUGCCUCGCUCAGUGGGUGGUACACCUCGGCUUUUGUAACGGACCAGAGGGUCGAUUUUUGCAUUCUUUCACGGGAAGCAGAAGGUUGACCGGCGGAUCGGAGCACGACGCCGCGGAGAAGACCUCGGCCUGCCCGGCGGGCAUGUCCCAUCCCCCCGGUAGCCAUGGCAACCGACAAGUGAUCAACUCCACCCUGAAGCAGACCCACCCCGGCUCCGCCUCCUCGACGCUCGCCUCCGCCGCCGGGCCCCCGAGGGCCGCCGGCCGGAACAACGCCGCCGCGGAACUGCGGAGGCAGCAGAGCUCCGACCAGCUGAGGCCCGGGAAGGACAAGGAGGCGGCGCCGGUCCCCAACGGGCUGCCCGGCGGCCCGCUCACCAACGGGUACUCCAGCGGCGGCAGGCCGGCCACCGACGGGCCGGGUGAGGGCGGCUACAGCAGCCAGAAGAGGCUGAGGGCCCGCGGCGCCGCCGCCGCCAUGGUCCGCAACGCCGAGAACGUGAUCCGGGAGGCGGAGAGGGAACCUCGGGGCCCCCCCAGCCCCGACUCCCUUGACAAGGGCCUGUCCUCCCGGCUGGAGGGGCCCCCCCGCGCGGCCCCCCGAGGCGAGGGCCCCGGCGCCACGGCGGUCGACCCCCAGAGGAAGAACGGCGAGGGGAAGGGCGUGGCGGUGUUCGGGAAGAAACCCGACGAGAAGCACAAAGGCGGCGGCGGCAAGCACUUGUCGCCCCCCUCCAAGGAGGACUCGUGGACGCUGUUCAAGCCCCCGCCUGUGUUCCCCGUGGACAACAGCAGCGCCAAGAUCGUCCCCAAGAUCAGUUAUGCAAGCAAGGUCAAGGAGAACCUCAACAAGGAGGCGGCGGCGGCGGCGGCGGCAGCUGUGGCCCCGCCCCCCGCCCCCGUCAGACUGUCCCAGGUGCCCAUGUCCGCCAUGAAGACCAUCUCCUCCGUUAGCUUUACCAACGGGCCCCUCCCGGGGAACGGACACCCUCUGGGGGGGACGUACUUCGCCCCGGGCGCGGCCCAGGCCUCGUGUCUCCCCCCCGGGGAAGCGGGGGCCGCGGCGGGGCCCGGCGGUGACGGGGACGCCUUCGAACUGAAGAAGUGCGCCCUGCUGAUCUACCCUUUAAAUAUGCAACCUGUGCUGCCCAGUGCGCGGCCCCACGACCCGCAGGCACCGCCCACCAAUCAGAAGGCCUUGGGGGAGAUCUUCCAGAACCAGUGGGGGCUGUCCUUCAUCAACGAGCCCGGCCUGGGGCCCGAGGGCAGGGACAAGGCGGCGGCGGCAGCGGGCCCCCCGGCCCCGGAGCCCGUCACGUUCGCCCCGGACUCUCGAAGGACUUGCGUCCCCCACGGCCGCUCGGCCACCUUCGGGCCCCUCACCCCCGAGAGGGAGGACGAGGACAAGCCCGGGGUGAGGGGCCCCGAUAAGGCUCGGCUGGAGCCCAGGGGCCCGACCGGGGGCGGGGGCGGGGCGCAGGCCAGAGAGGGCGGGGCUAAGACGGGCCCCUCCUCCCUGCCCACGCUGACGUUUGGGUCGUCCAAGGACCGUAGCCCCCCCGGGGGUCUGGACCGGAGGGCGAGCUGGGGCGCGUUCGACGUCAGAGCUGCUGUCACCUAUCACACUAAAGAAAUCGAAUACAUUUUCAACCUGCAAAAACAAGAUCCAAAAAGGGUGGUGGUGUAUAAGGAGAGCCAAGAUGGAGCCCACCAGUGAGCCCUCUACGCUGGGCCAGCCUCACCUGGGGCCAGCCCUCACCUGGGGACGGUCUCACCUGGCGCUGCGGUCUACAACGUCCUGAAGUCCGGACUCCUGUGGGACGACAACACCAGCGGUUGUGAAGCGAGAGCGAGGGGGUGACGCUGGGACCACACUGCAGAGCUCGGGGCGUGGGGCGUAAGGGCCCGUAACAUUUAGAAACCAAUACUUUGGGGCGUCUCUGGGCACGAACCCUGGGAGGGGAGUGACACUGCGUCGGACCUCCAUCUCACGGCUUCCUCGGACUCCCGUCGAGGGGAGGGGCCAGUGUAGCUUGGCCACACCCCUCUAGUCCCCCCCCCCCCCCCCCCCCUGUCCCGUCGGCCAACGAACUGUGGCGACCUCCAGUCUGACUCUAGGCCGGGUCGCUGCGAUGGGGAACUCUUUGUGCGUUGAGUGGAGCGAGGGAGAGGUGACGGUGGAACGCUUAAAAAAACAAAAACAAAAACAGAAAAAAACACAAAAAAACCAGAGGAGGAGCAGAGCGCCUUGAUUGGCCGCUUGGUCUUCGCACGCGCUUAGACACGCCCCCGAAGCGACGAGGGAAAACUUGUCUUAAAUACAGGACUUGAAAACCCAUGGAUAUUUUAUUUUUUGACGGCCAUUUUGUUGAAACCAUGAUUCAGUGUUACCUGAAGCCAGAACGCGGACACGCGUCUCCAACGAUGAAACCCCGCUUCUCUUUCAGAUCCUUUAUCCACGGCCCAGAUGCAACGUUUAUUUUUUCCGUGGUAGGGUCUUUGUCUGUGUCCGAUUCGAAAACGUUUUAAUCUUUGCACAUUUCAUGUGUUUGCUUCGGAGGGAUGUGUGUGUGUGUGUGUGUGUGUGUGUGUGUGUGUUUGUGUGUGUCUGUCCUGUCGCCUUCUCAGUGGUGUGACGAUGAGAAGGGGCAGAGACUAAGGUGAAAGGUCGAGGGAGAGAGAUACUAGGGGGGGUUUUCUGUUUCUGCGGCGAUCGGUUAUGCUGAAAGACUCAAGAUGUUUCAAUCUGUUUUUGCCCCCCUCCAUUUUCUGUUUUUCUGGAGAAAUAUAUAUUUUUCGGUUCGUUGAUUGUUAUUUCUUUUUCAUCACAGUUAAGAUGAUUUUCUUUUGCUUGCGCGGCUUGUAGUUUUCAGGUUUCUGCUUGGCGAUGGCAUUGUGUGUGUUUGUGUGUGUGUUUCUUUUUGCAUGUGACCUGGUGGAGGUGGAGGA